Messenger RNA from Ylistrum balloti, 3509 nucleotides. RefSeq names its product zinc finger CCHC domain-containing protein 2-like. Gene Ontology annotation, molecular function: nucleic acid binding; zinc ion binding; phosphatidylinositol binding. NCBI's taxonomy places the organism in Eukaryota, Metazoa, Mollusca, Bivalvia, Pectinida, Pectinidae. The coding region runs from base 1 to 3150 and encodes 1049 amino acids. The transcript is spliced from 14 exons. The record is from RefSeq and is a predicted model, not a curated record.
AUGGUUUGUAAAGAAUUCGAGGAAUUAUGUGGAAAAUUCGGGAGUCUAAGUCCUCAUAAAAGGAUAGAUAUCAUGUGCGGAAUGCUACGUAUGUGCUUGCCCCCCGAGUUGAGAUUCAUAGGCUCUGUGGUCGAGGAUCUAGCGAAAAAAGAUUAUCACUUUUUACGAGAACAUGAAAUCAGAGCAAACAGUCAGGAGAAACUUAGUGAAAUUAAACAUAACGAUCCGCAUGCACUUGCUAAAAGCAUGGCUCUGAGCCUUGCCCUGUUACACUCGUGGAAUGCAAGUUGUGCAAACAUCAUCUUCGAAAUUUUAACCAGCAACUUGAAAAGUGCUUUCGAUGUAACUUGGGCUACAGAUUCCGCAACUCGAGAUGUAAUUUUAUUGGUGCUUAUGAUGGCUAAAAACCAUCCAGCUUUUACAUUUUAUCAAAAGACUGUCAUCGGCGAUCAUAAUGAAAGGCAAAAUGUCUUACUGACGUCAAACUUAGAAACUCAAGCCAGUGUAAGCACAAGCACAACAACCACCAGCACAAUUGCCAUGGCAACCAGUCACGUCCAGCAGGGUCCUAUGAUACCCAGGGCCUGUACCUGUUCCACGACAACGCCUGUCAACUCCAGUCCCCCAUUCCCAACUCCCUCACCUCACAAACACAAAGUCCAUAUCUGUAACAUUGAUGUAAAACAAGACAAAGGACACCGACGACAUGAGAGAAAACAUGAAUAUCGGUUACAGGUCACAUGGAGUAAUGGAGAGAUUAGUAUAGUUAGCAAGACCUAUCAGGAGUUACGCGAGUUCCAGGCCAAGUUGGUGAAGGAGUUUGCUGCAGAAGCUAGUGCUCAUAAACAGGACAGGAAGCUGCCAUUCCUUGGUAAUACAAGCUCAGGUAUACGUGAAGACAUCAUAAAUUAUACCAAACAACUGACACAGCAGUCACAACAUAUCCUUGAGUGUGAUCUUGUGCAGCAGUUUUUCCAGCAAGGAAUAAACACUGCCUCCACCUCUCCUCCUAGUCCUGCAGGUUCCUACGCACCUGCCAAGUCCCCAGUCAAGGCUGUACCCACCACCGUCAGCAAGAACAGCUCUGAAGCUGCAGAAUCUGUGAUAUCCAACCACCAUCCAUCCCAGCCUCUAGUGAUUCACAACUCAAACCUACCACAGACCAUAGACAAUGUUGAUGUUACCGGCGUGAGCUGUGUCCCACUCAAAGGACAAGUCAACAACAAGCCUGUGAUGUCAGUCCAAAGACCCAUGGGCCCAUCAUCACCACACCAGUCUCCUCAGUCCUCCAAUGGGGCUUCGCCUAACAACAGUCGGUCUAACUCUCCUGGUGACACAAAUCACAAUCCAGAAUUGGCACUUAUCCAGUUCCUUCUUAGCAAACUUAACCUGCAGAAACACAGAAACCAUUUGGAGAAGUACACAUCGGAACAGUUGUGUUGCAUGAAAGUUGAUGAUUUACUGCUGAUUGGACUGUCUAAAGAAGAGGCUCUGAAACUCAAAAAUGAGGCAGAAUUGAUCUAUAGAGAGAAGAUGUCGCACCCACCCAAUGGCUUGAUUGAGAGUUCUAUGGGAGGACCACGUGGCCACCCAUCACCUCCAAUGGUUAUGCCACUUCCUCACCAGUUGGCCGUCCACCCCCAAGGUGGGGCACUGACCCAGCCUCCUCUCUAUCCACAUAUGUUUAUCUACUCACCAUUCCCGCCCGGUCCCCCAGGUCUCACCCAGACACGUGACAGCUCUCCAUCUGGCUCUGAUUACUCCAGCCCCUCCCCAAGUCCUCGUCCACAGAAGAAGGGCACAGCAAUCCUUAUGCCAAACAGUGUGCCAAAGAACUCGGACAGCUCCUCAGAUGAUAAUGAGAAAGACAAACUUACUGGAUUAGAGACUGGACGACUCCCGAGCCAGAACCAGGUACCAUCACCCAUGGGAGUGGAGGACACUAAUUCUACCCCGCUCCUGCCUGGGAUGCCCUCUCCGAUGUUUGUCCAUGGAGAUGGCCCACCUGUGCCACCAAUGGGAAGUGGAUAUCAGUCAGAUCCCACUCCAUCAGCGUUCCUGCCACGUGUUCCAUCAAUGAUAACUCGACCUAACUACAAGGCUCAGCCAGCUCACACCAACCUUAAUAUUCCACCCAAACAUGUUAUCAGCAUGCCCCCAGAUAGUCUCAAACGUAACGGUCCUUUUGCAAGCAUACCAAUUGGAAUGGCACCUCCCAUACCACGCAGUGAUGGCCAAACUAUUACUACAAGUGUCAUGACGGCUGCCAACAGUUCUGCUAAUUCAGGCUUCAGUUUCAUAGAUCCUGGUAAACUCAAUUUUAACUGGAUGCAAGUACCUCAAGUUCCAGGAUACCAGAUCAGACCACCAUUAAUCAAUGGUAACCAGCGUGGCUUCACCUGUAAUGUUACUAACGCUACAUCUAUUACCAUGUCAACUCAGUCUGUGAGUUGCGGAGCCAUCCAUCCAGGUCACCCAGGCAACAGCUUAAAGAAUUCCAGUAGUCAUGGUCAGCUGUCAGUUGAAGCUGGUUGUGGUCCCCAGGAAAAUGUCCACUCUGUGUCACCAUUGGUACAAAACUCUAGUCCCAGCCCAGCAACCACAAGUGGCUGCUCGGGGUCACACAUCUUGCAUGCUGCCACCAGCCAGGCCAGCACCACUUGUUCAAGUGCCACCUGCAGCUCAUGUGGGAGUCCAUGUGGCCAUGCCUACCCAGCCACCUACCCUUAUCACACUAAUUCCCUUCCCCACCCACUCAACCAUGCUCCAUUCUGGCAUAUGUCACCACACUUCUCCUCCUCCUCAAAUGGACUUAUACCACAGAUGUUACGGUAUCCAGGUAUCCCCUACCACAUACCACAGUCAAAUAGCUUUCCCAAUGGACUCACUCCAGACAUUCUGUCUCUCAACAACCACCCUUUUAUAUCUCAUGGGGUUCCAACACCUUUCAUGACCCAGAGAAGUUCUUCUGGUUACUAUCCAUACCAUACCCUGGUACGGCAACCCAGCCGAGAGGAGAAGUCCCGCAAAGCCUCCUGUAGCAACUGUGGUUCACCUGACCACAAUGCAGCCGAAUGUCGUGAAAACUCUAUGGAACAUUUUGUUGGUCACUUCAGGUUGAAUUAUGAGCCAAAAUCAAAUUCGGACUAAGAAACAUUUGUCCAAGGGAGACAAUCGACACAAGGUGAGACAGCUUGGCAGCGUUCAACAGGAAGGAAGAAAUAACCUUGGCUAUGUUCAACAAGAAGACUUUGUUCAACUGGAGGGAGAAAUUUACAUAAACCAAAUUCAAUCUGAGGGAAAGACAAACUAGCUUAUAUUCAGCAGGAAGAGUGACAAACUUUACUGUCUUUGUAAGAAGGGAUUGAUAAAUUCUUUUUCAAUAUGAUGGAGAUAUCAGCUUUGCCCUAGUUUCACAGGGAUAGAAAACUUUUUUGGAGAAAAGACUCGUAUUAUAGUGACAGUGAUCCUUGUUGAUAUAGGGAAUGGGGUUACAUUGGAAUCUUAGU